Messenger RNA from Acanthochromis polyacanthus (spiny chromis), 654 nucleotides. RefSeq names its product prokineticin 2 (gene prok2). Bases 1 to 489 code for a protein of 162 amino acids. NCBI's taxonomy places the organism in Eukaryota, Metazoa, Chordata, Actinopteri, Pomacentridae. The transcript has 3 exons. The record is from RefSeq and is a predicted model, not a curated record.
AUGGCGGGCUGGGUUUAUAAACCUCCGCCCGGCCCUCAGCACAUGAGUUCGGAGGCCACUUGGUUCUGCGGUCUGUCACGGAUGCACAUGCAGUGCGGUCCGUCAGCUUCAGCAUCCUCUCUUUUCACCCUGGAGGGCUCGGUAAAACAAAGACAGCUCUUCAUCAUGAGGUCCUUCAUCCUGCUGCUCUUCUGCACGUUGCUGGUGUCGCGUGGCUCUUCAGCCGUCAUCACAGGGGCCUGUGAGAAGGACUCUCAGUGUGGAGGAGGGAUGUGCUGUGCAGUGAGUUUGUGGAUUCGCAGCCUGCGUAUGUGCACACCCAUGGGUCAGGAGGGAGACGACUGUCACCCAAUGAGCCACAAGGUUCCUUUCUUCGGCAAAAGACUCCACCACACCUGCCCCUGUCUGCCCAACCUGUCGUGUGUCACCAUCGUGGAAGGCAAAUCUAAAUGUGUCUCACCGUACAAGUAUCCAGAUUACUACCUCUAAGGACCAACGCCUGCAGUCUUUGUUACCCGCACUGUAACUCUUCUGUCUGCCUUUAAAAGCCUGUUUUUUUUAAAUUUAUUUGGAAUAAAGAGAUAUUUAAUAUUUAUUAAUGCAUCACUAUGUUGGGUCGGGUUAAAUUAAACUAUAUAUUUAAAGGUAAAUCCA